Messenger RNA from Lachancea thermotolerans CBS 6340, 1215 nucleotides. RefSeq names its product small subunit rRNA maturation protein TSR4 (gene TSR4). Bases 1 to 1215 code for a protein of 404 amino acids. Gene Ontology annotation, biological process: maturation of SSU-rRNA. The record is from RefSeq and is a predicted model, not a curated record. The transcript has a single exon. NCBI's taxonomy places the organism in Eukaryota, Fungi, Ascomycota, Saccharomycetes, Saccharomycetales, Saccharomycetaceae. Gene Ontology annotation, cellular component: cytoplasm.
AUGUCCAGGAUCGAAGAGCUGGAAUCUGAUUCUGAGGAAAACUUCGGCUCCAAAUCAAGCCAGGUUUUCCUCGGUUUUGUUGACGCUGCGAUCAAGGAAAGUGAUCAAGUUACUAUCGAAGACAGCUUCAUUGGGGGAGAGCCUGUAUGGUUACAUCCUGACUCUAUCCCUGGAAAGGAGUUGCUCGAGUGUGGGGCCUGUAAGUCGCGGAACAAUAUGAAGCUCAUUCUACAGGCAUUUGCCCCCUUGGAUCCUGAGCAGGUUGAAGAUGCUACUCGCAAAGCUGGUCUUCAAUCCAAUGCUUCUCAAAACAUCAAUCCUUCAGAUGAAAGGGUUCUUUACGUGUUCAUUUGUACAAAGUGCUCUAGGAAACCUCAUUCUGUGCGUUGUAUUCGCGGUGUAAGGAAAUCUGCUGUGGACGACGUUCUCGGAGCCAAAAUGGAGGAUCAUGGAACUGAAAAGGACUUUAAUAUAAAUCCUUUUGAUCUAAACCAAAACACUUCUAAUCCUUUUAGUUCCUCAUCUAAUGAAACAGCGGAUACUAACCCUUUCACCAAAUCAGCCUCAACCCCUUUUGAGAGCACACAGAAAAAGGCAAAUGUCCCAGCUGAGGAAUCUAAUAAUCCUAAAAACGCCCGGAAGCAGCAUGAUGCCUUGCCCGAUAAAAAGUUUGAAGGCAAGUUCCCGGGAUUUUUUCUAUAUGUGGAUGAAGAAUCCUUUAAGAACAAGACUCCCGAUCACUUAAAGCUGCCCAAGAACUUAAAAAUUGACAAGACUGCCUUCGAAUUAUCAGAGGAAGAUGAUGAGUCAAUAGGAAAAUCACCCAUUAAGCUCGAUCCAAGAACUGAAAAACUCUCUAAAUUUCUGGACGAUGAUGUGUUCCAGAAAUUUCAGGAAAUUGUUGGUUAUAACCCUCUGCAAGUUCUGCGCUAUGACUUUGGAGGAAGACCGUUAUAUUAUUCUGCAACAAAUGUUGAAUUAGAAAAAAUCGUACCAUCUCCCGGUUGGAAUCCAUCAUCUAAGAGAGUGUUUGAAUUGCAACUAAUGCCAAAGAUGAUAAUGGACUUAGAAGUUACUGUCUCUGUCACAGAGGGUAUGGACUGGGGAACGAUUCUCAUUUUCACGGACGUUGAAAACUACAUACCCAAGUUCGACGAGCAUGGUGUUGGUUACGUUGAGGAGUGUGUUCGGGUCCAAUGGGAAUCGGAUAAAUAA